UUCUGAAAGUUAAGCAACAUGCAGUCGCGGUUAAGGGCCACUCGCGUAGCCGGUGCUCGCCGCGCAGUUGCACCAGCGAGCCGUCGGCUUACAGUGAAUGUGAUUAACGCGAACGUACUAAUUGCUAACACUAAGGGCGGUGGUCAUGCUUUCAUCGGCCUCUAUCUCGCUAAGGAGCUUUUAAGGAAAGGCCAUCAAGUCACCAUUAUGAACGAUGGCGAUGAGGCCAAGCUUACCAAGAAAGCUCCCUUCAGCAAGUACGCAGAGCUUGCUCACGAGGGCGCAACCAUCGCAUGGGGCGACCCUACCAACCCCAGCACCUAUCCUCGCGGCAACUUCGAUGUCGUGUACGACAACAAUGGCAAGGACCUUGCGAGCUGCCAGCCCCUGAUCGACCACUUCAAGCACCGCGACCUGUCCCACUACGUCUUCGUCUCCUCCGCCGGCGCCUACUCCCCCCACCCGCUGCACCCGGAGCACACAGAGACCGACACCCGCAAGCCCUCCGCCGGCCACACGGCGGUGGAGGCCGCACUCGCCGCCGCCCGCCUGCCGUACACCGUCUUCCAGCCGCUGUAUGUGUACGGCCCGUACGGCGCCAAGGACUGCGAGCAGUGGUUCAUUGACCGCAUCAUCCGCGACCGGCCGGUUCCCCUGCCCUCCCCGGGCACCCAGCUCACCAGCCUCACCCACGUGGCGGACCUGGCGGCGCUGCUGGCGGCGGUACCGGGCAACAGGCGCGCGGUGGGGCAGAGCCACAAUGCAUGCUCCGACCGCUGCAUCACCUUCGCAGGCAUCUGCCGGGCGGUUGGCCGGGCGCUGGGCAAGCAGGCGGACAUUGUCUUGUACGAGCCUGAGCAGCUGGGGCUGGGCAAGGGGGGCAAGGCGGAGGGCUUCCCCUUCAGGACGGGCCACUUCUUCGCCUCCUGUGACAAGGCCAAGCGGGAUCUGGGCUGGCGGCCGCAGCACUCCUUCCUGGCGGACGUGGAGCAGCGGGUGGAGGAGUAUGUGGCGCAGGGUCGUGCCAGCCGGGAAGUGGACUUCUCCAUUGAUGACAAAAUCCUCGCAGCGCUGGGCCGGAGCACGGCCGCAGCCCCCACCACUGCACAUAGUCCCGCCAGCUCCCCUCUCAGCAACAGCAGCAGCAACAGCAACGGCAGCUCUGAUGCUUCCCGCUUCACCCGCGUCUCCAGCCCCGCCUCCUCCGCCUCCUCCGCCUCCUCGGUUCCCCGCCGCCCCUCCCACAGCCCGCGUCGCGACCUGCGCAUCCACCGCACCCCCCUGCCGCCCAACUGGCGCGAGCAGCUGCAGGGAGGGGAGGGCGGGCAGGGGCAGCAGCAGGCAGCAGCUGCGGGUGCGGGGCGCCGUAGCGCCACCCCUGGAGACUGGCGCAAGGGGCUGUGAGAGGGCGGGGAGGGUGGGGAGCUGCAGUGCUGCCAGCGGUUCCUGGGGCCUAGCAGGAUACCGGCCAGCAGUGUGACCCGCCCGCAUGGGAGGUAGGGAGGAAACAACUGACCUGCAGGGAAGGGUUGCUGGUGGG
This is a messenger RNA of Astrephomene gubernaculifera, 1540 nucleotides long. The record is from the annotation of a GenBank genome assembly. Lineage: Eukaryota; Viridiplantae; Chlorophyta; Chlorophyceae; Chlamydomonadales; Astrephomenaceae.